AUGGACUUCUGGAGCAAGAAAAGCGAUGAUCCAGACCACAACGGCAAGAUCACCAUCCAGCUGCUAAAAAGCCAGAUGGGAGAAUUCAAUCUCGAGUCCAUCCUGCUGUUGAAACUGAGAGGUGUAGGGAUUUUGGAACUGGGCUGCCUCGACAAGUGCACCAGCUUGGAGUGGCUCGAUCUGUCAGUCAAUGGCCUGACCCACCUGGGCCCCCUCACUGUGCUCAAAGCCUUGACCAUGCUCAAAGCCUUGACCGUGCUCAAUGUCGCCGCCAACCGUAUCUCAAACCUGGAACCGCUAAGCGGCUGUGAGAGCCUGCAGAGUCUCAACACAUCCAGCAACCAGCUGCACAACCCACAACAGUUGCAGUGCCUGGCCGGGUUGCAGCAUUUGGACAAUGUGCACUUCCACAACGGCCCAGCCCGGCUCAGCAACCCCUUCUGCGCUGCCCCCAGCUACCCGGCCAUCCUGGCAGAAAUGUUCCAAUGGGUGAAAGUGAUUGAUGACGAGCGGGUGUCCAGACGGGGUAGCGAGCUCUACCAGCUCUGCAAGGAUCUGGACCACUGGCUGCAGCAUUGCAACAAUGGUGGGUGUCUCAGCAAGAUGACUGGCCGGGCUCAGCCCUGGGUGGAAGAGUGUUACUGGGAGGUCCAACCGGCCAGGAGAAGCUCCAUUGUGGAGGAGGCCUACAAGCAGUUCAGCGAGGCUUUGCUGGAGUGCCGGGAGUUGAGCAAGCAGGCCGACCACAGCAUCUGCCAGGCCGAGCAGGAGCUUGGGCAUCCCAAUGCCAACUUGUAUGUUUUUUGA
This is a messenger RNA of Pseudonaja textilis, 807 nucleotides long. The record is from RefSeq and is a predicted model, not a curated record. NCBI's taxonomy places the organism in Eukaryota, Metazoa, Chordata, Lepidosauria, Squamata, Elapidae.